Molecule: messenger RNA, 349 nt
Organism: Staurois parvus
Lineage: Eukaryota; Metazoa; Chordata; Amphibia; Anura; Ranidae
Source: the annotation of a GenBank genome assembly
UCAUGCUGCUGCCAAGUCCAGAGUCUCUCAUGGGUCCCUGUACGGCCUCCCAUUGCUGCUGUCUCCAUCGCCACACUCUGCCAUGUGCCACUUUCAGGUCUCCUCACACACUGCUGGUGUGUUCAAUUUUUUGACAUAGGGUGCUGGCAGAUUACGGGCCUCCCAUAGCUGCUGCCAGGCCCCUAAUCUGCCAUGGGCCCCUAUACCGCCUCCUCAUGCUGCUGCUGCCAAGUCCAGAGUCUCUCAUGGGUCCCUGUACGGCCUCCCAUUGCUGCUGUCUCCAUCGCCACACUCUGCCAUGUGCCACUUUCAGGUCUCCUCACACUGCUGGUGUGUUCAAUUUUUUGAC